AUGGCGAGAGCUUUUCAAGAUGCCAUCAAGUUCGAGCCCUUGCCGGACAUAUCCGAGGAUGAGGCCGAUCGGGCCGUAUUGGUGCUGGAAUUAGAGCAAUACCAAACAGAGUUGGACGAGGGCAAGUGUGAUGAUGGCAGAAAGCAGUGGUUGAAGGAGGAAAUAAAGGAAGUGAAGAAGUUACUUAACGAAAUGAAGAAAUAG
Molecule: messenger RNA, 204 nt
Organism: Perkinsus marinus ATCC 50983
Lineage: Eukaryota; Perkinsozoa; Perkinsida; Perkinsidae
Exons: 1
Coding region: 1-204 (67 amino acids)
Source: RefSeq, a predicted model, not a curated record